Messenger RNA from Durusdinium trenchii, 1581 nucleotides. The record is from the annotation of a GenBank genome assembly. Lineage: Eukaryota; Dinophyceae; Suessiales; Symbiodiniaceae.
CACACACUAGGCGUGCAAGAAAAAUGCAGUAGCACAGUGGCACUUGCACCCAUGCGCACCAUGCAGCAAUGCCAAACAUUGAGGUGAUUCAUGCCGAUGAGACCACCUUACAAUUGCUUCGAGGUCCUAAGACCCAGGAAGUGGAGGUCUCGCCGCUGGAGGUGAACUUUUCCCAGCACGUGAUCUAUCCCUUAUUUUCCGACGGCACGUCUGUGGAUGAGACCGUGAGGGAAGUGACCGCAGUGGAGUCGUUUGAUGAGGAGAUCUAUUGGCUCAAAGCGCCUUUCCCACCAAUUCAGGCGGUGCGUUGGUGUCCCAAGCUUCGUGAUGGGGAAGGGAAGCCUGUCUUGGAUGAGAACGGGGAAGAGCGCCGAGGGGUGGAGGGGCUCUUCACCUUGGACAAUCGACGUCUCUAUGUGCUCCAGCGUGCAGCAGUCUACCAGUACCCCAGGAAGUGCAAGAUCACCGUGGAGGUUGUGACUGACCGGUGGGAGGUUCUUAACCAUUUGAAGAAGUUUCGUACUCGCACCAAUGGCCUUUCGAUCUUUGUCUCGGAAUGGAAUGGCACGGGCCGCGACAACACCAAGCACUUUGACGUGCUGCGUGUCUGGGACUGGAGGUCGGCUGUUUCAAAGCUGGAAGAAGGGCCAGCCGAACAAGAACAGGCUGCCGAUGCGGGAAAUUGCGGCUGCUGGGAGUAUUUGGACCCACGCAAGCUGUGCCGAGGGCCCUACAGCAAUUGGCAAAUGCAGCAAUGGUGGGACCAUGGGAUGCUGCCGCGCGACUUGCAGAUCCGCCCCUUUCGGCCAAAGACAGGUGAUGCUGGAGAGGAAGGCGGUCGAAGCGGUGCAUAACACAAAUCUUGAUUGCUUGCCUGCUUGCUUGCCAAUGGACCAGGCGGUUUCCAAGCAGAGUUCAGGCGCAGAACUUCGUUUCCUGAGCGUUUCCUGAGGGUUUUCUCGAAGCAUCCCCUCUUUUUGGGGGGUUCCAAAGGAGACUCAAAAGGGUGAACCGAUCAUCGGAUUUUUCCACCGGUUUUUCCGAAAACCAAAAGAAACGCUUCAUCGCUUCACCCCCUUUGUCGAGCAGGCCGGUGUUGGAGGUCUUUGCCGACGCCCCAAAGCCCUUCGAUCCAGGUUGGUCUCCCACCUUGGCACUCAAGGACGAUGUCUUCUAUCGCUGCGCUCAGUGCCGGCGCCAGCGUUUGGACGGCUGGAGCGCCCGAGGGCAAUGGCCUGAAACUCGAGGGGCUUGGUGGUGUGGGCUCUGGUGUUGGUAUAGACCACGGCAAAAGAAAAGGAACAGGAUCAGAGUGGGAAGAGUUGAAGAUCGGACAUCAGUCAUCAUUGUCAUCAUGUCAUGAUAGCCUGGCGGAAAAGGGUUAGUUCAUUCAUGUUGGUUCUUCUUUUGGUUAACUUCCCUUUUUGCCAAACCGAAGCUCGGUCCGCAGUGGCUGGUUCCAAGAACGGCCACGAACAAUGGCAAGGUACUGCUCCAACUGCUGGCGGAGAUGGGACACGAACGCGUGAGCCGUGAGCCGAAUGCCCAUUUGGUAACAUGCCAAACAGGUGGAAUGCGAAG